AAUUACUGUGAUAUCAACCAAGAAGAAGAGAGAAAGAGAUCAAAGAACAAAGAAAUUGACGUUUUUGCACGUCUUCCAGAGUACCACAACAAGACCAUCACCAAGCUGUUUGGCGGCAACUCGCUGUACGGCUGCUAUGCGCUCGCCGUGACAAUCUUCACCCUUGGAAUCGUUCGAGACAGCAUGUACGCAUCCUUUCUCUACCGUCUUGAUCAAGAAGCAACCACCCAUUACGCGCCAAACACACAAACUGCCUUGUCCCACAAAGCACCAACCUUCCCAAAGCGACACAAGAUAUCAAAAGGAUCCCAACUGACCAAAGCUNACGAACGCGCUCUCCGAACUCAACCCACCCACCCGCUCCUGCUGGGCCCGGUCUCUGAGGCCCUAGCCAUCGCUUUGUUCGUAUCCGGCAACGUUCUCGUUCUCACCUCCAUGUACGCUCUCGGCAUCACCGGUACCUACCUCGGCGACUACUUUGGCAUUCUCAUGGACGACAUGGUGACAGGCUUCCCGUUCAACGUUUGCUCGGCUCCCAUGUAUUACGGCUCCACUCUGAGCUUCCUGGGAUCGGCAUUAUGGUUUGGCAAGCCUGCAGGAGUGGUCUUGACAGGACUGGUGUUCUUGGUCUACAAGGUCGCUUUGACGUUCGAGGAUCCUUUUACUGCUGGUAUCUAUGCCGAGAGGGAGAGAAAGCAGAAGGCCGAGGGCAAGAAGGUGCGC
Messenger RNA from Aureobasidium vineae, 723 nucleotides. The record is from the annotation of a GenBank genome assembly. Lineage: Eukaryota; Fungi; Ascomycota; Dothideomycetes; Dothideales; Saccotheciaceae.